CUCUUGCAUCUUCACCACGGCAUCUUCGUUGCAUCCUCGUUAUCGUCGCGCUAACCCCAUGGAAAGCGGGCUGGUUGAUGAAAAUGAUGAAAUACAUCGCAAGGUCCUCCAGAAUACGCUGCAAGAGGUGGCUGCAAGAGAACAGUCGGAUAACGCCACCAAGUGCUGUGUCAUCUGCUUAGACACUGUUAGCGAUGUCUGCGAACUUUUGCCAUGCGGGCAUGAUAGUUUUGACUAUGUUUGUAUAUUGAACUGGCUUUACGAUAAGCCCCUAUGUCCCCUUUGCAAGAGGGAUGUAACCAAAGUACAACGAGGCCCUCCUGAGCGCCGAGAAACGACCAUCAUAGAACCGAAGCCGCAGCCAUCUUCAACUACGACAUACUCCCAUCAACCAUCAUUUCCUCGUCCUAGAGCUAGAGCGGCGAGGACCCCCAGAUUUACGGCUCAUAAUAAUGCCGCAGAACGAGUUCAAACCCUUCGGCGUGAUGUUUACCUGCAUAAGAGAUUCUCAAACGACGAGCAUCUCGUGUCUCGGGCACGCAUGUGGAUCCGCCGUGAACUGCAGGUAUUUUCCUUUCUCACAGCUGAGGAGCCUGCUUCUACUUCUGCUACAUCUCGUCCAGACGAAGCUCAAGCACGGAGAAGAGCAAACAACGCCGAGUUCUUGUUGGAGUAUAUUGUUGCAAUUCUGAAGACUGUGGAUAUCAUGGGCAGCGCUGGCCAAGCUGAGGACAUGCUAUCAGAAUUUCUUGGACGAGAUAAUACGCGAGUAUUUUUGCAUGAGCUACGAUCAUGGCUUAGAAGUCCAUUUACAAAGCUCGAAGACUGGGAUCGAGCGGUGCAGUAUGAUCCGGUUUCAACAGAGGAGUCUCCAUCCGGACCGGCGCCAGGGCGGAGCCGAAAUGAGGAUGCGCCUCAAAUACGGCACAAUCAGAACCAGGUGCGAUCUAGAGGAGACUAUUACCGCCCAGGACCAGCUCGAGGCUCCCGAGAAGAGAUGCGGAAAUCAAGGCGUGAGCCAUAUACUCGUGGUAGGCGAAGAAAAGAGAGAGGCGCUUAAGGAGUGGCAGUCUAUGAGGAGCAUGAAAGCUCGUAGGGCAGGCGUAUUUGGGAGUUACUUUGGCUGCAUAAUAGAAGAAAAUGAUACCCGUACCAUAGAUAGGCAAUUAAAAUAGGAGUUUUUAGGCAUCUUCAUAAUAGAAUUGCAUUAAAUUUAGAAGAGCCAGUCGUGGAAGAGGUCUGGAUAUUGUCUGCCUGGCCCAUUUGUUAGUCG
Molecule: messenger RNA, 1273 nt
Organism: Trichoderma asperellum CBS 433.97
Lineage: Eukaryota; Fungi; Ascomycota; Sordariomycetes; Hypocreales; Hypocreaceae
Source: RefSeq, a predicted model, not a curated record